CCGGGCGUUACAAUAUGCUAUUUCUUAGCUCCAUUUAUCAAUCUUGACUCCGUCAUAUUCAUGUUAAUAAUCAGAUUGGCUCCAUUAUAUUCAGAAUUUUCUGAUAAUUCUCCACUUUUCAUUUUGCAUGAUUAUCUUCAUGACUGUAGCAUCAUUUACAGACAUAUAUUUUCUUUGGUCAUUUAGCAUAUAAUUUACAUAAAAUGAUAUACAAAAUUAGAGCUAGUGUGUGUGUGUGUGUGUGUGUGUGUGUGUGUGCAGUUGAUAAAGACAUGCUGUUGCUACAAUGAGACAGAUCAUUUGUUGUGGGGGCUGUUGAACCACACUUAACAAGCUGAGGGAAGUGUAAAAUAUGUGGUCAUUUAUAUAUUUUGGUUGUGUGCAAGUACUGUGAGACAAGUCAUAAAGGUUCACAUGACUGCUGUACUGACAGGUGUGACCCUUUUAUUCAGUGUGGAGCCUGCAGGGGCUGACAGAUGAUAUGGAGUGUUUAAGUCACUAUAACAGCAGUUUUGUUUUGUAUCUGAUGAAAUUUUUAAGGAUGCUAAUGAAGGUCAGUAUUGACUUUUUUUUAAGGAGGCAAGAUAAAAGAUAUUUUGUAGCUUUAUUCAUCCAUAUACAGUAUGUACAGUAUUAGUAACAAGGGGAACCCACCAACCUCCUUGUAAUCUCCUAAAUUUCAUUUUCAUCUUCCUUUUUCCAUUCUCCCUUUAUUGCAUAUUUUCAGAAGUUCUUAUAUCCUUACCCACUGUCUUUUUUCUCUUCACCUCCCCUUCCCUUCUGUUCCAUUCCCUGGUGAUGGCACAGAAUUAUCAACAACAAGCUUUUGACGGCUGAGGAUGAAGUCCGAAUCAACCAGGUACAGGCCAGGUCAUUAGCAGCAGGCAUGGCCGCCGUGCCCCGCCAAGCCCGGGUGUUGAACCUGAGACCAAGCCAGAGUGAGGGCAGUGUCAUUCCUCCUGUCCACUACCCCAACUUCUACUCCCAACACUACCACAGCAAUGAGCGGUCUGGUGUGGUGGCUGAGGAUUCUUUUGAAGAGGACAAUGCUUCUGCUUCAUCUGAGCAGAGACCUCCAUUCUUGGAGACUUCAAUGUUCACCACCAGCUUUGGGUUUCCUCUCCCUUCACUGAUCAUCAUGGUGAACUAGCCUUCAACUUUGCUAUCCUCCAAUUGGUGCAACACCCUGCUCAUAUCCUUGACCGUUUUAGAGAUGCAUACUAAUCAGUCACUUCCUACACUCAUACCUUAUAUUACUUCCCCCCUGAUCUUACAAAACUAACCCUACAAAACUUUAUCAUCUUUCCUGUACUUUAUUUUUAAACACAUCUAUAUGAUUUCAGUCUCAUAUAUGUAUCAAUUUAUAUCACCUAACCCUAUGUGUCAUCCCAUCCAUCUUCAUACUCAACUUUAUAACAAUAUAGAUAUAUAUUAUUCUGUAUAAACCUUAUCAUAUUAUGUUUUUAUUUAUCUUCAUGAUAGAUUUUUCGAUUUUAAGUUGUCUAUUGUGUUUACUUUAAGUAAUGUACUUUUAAAUUUUUCAUUUGCCUGAAAAGCAUCAAGCUUAUACAUAGGCUGGCCAAUAAUGUAUACCUAUCCAAUAAUGAAAUGUAUAAACCUAGGCUAUAAUAAAGUGUUUAAGUGU
Scylla paramamosain (green mud crab) is the source of this 1645-nucleotide messenger RNA. RefSeq lists its product as uncharacterized. NCBI's taxonomy places the organism in Eukaryota, Metazoa, Arthropoda, Malacostraca, Decapoda, Portunidae. The transcript has 3 exons. The coding region runs from base 887 to 1150 and encodes 87 amino acids. The record is from RefSeq and is a predicted model, not a curated record.